Molecule: messenger RNA, 1462 nt
Organism: Belonocnema kinseyi
Lineage: Eukaryota; Metazoa; Arthropoda; Insecta; Hymenoptera; Cynipidae
Exons: 5
Coding region: 365-1366 (333 amino acids)
Source: RefSeq, a predicted model, not a curated record
AGCACGUUCAGUAGGGAGAUUUUCGAUAUUUUGUCUCGCGAGAACCCCCAUAUGUAGGGACCCGCCCACCUUCAACCGCGAAACUACCCCUUAUAUACUCUCAAUCGCUCCGCGCCAACAGAACCUUCCCAUCUUUGGAAAUUUUAAUUCUACUAUUUUAUUAUUUCCUUUUGUUUCGAUGAAAAUAAAUGAUCAAACAAUUUUAAACCCGUAAAACUAAUUGUAGUUUCAAAUUAAACCCGAACAAAUAAAAUGACACAGUCGGAGAGAUAAAACAAAAAUAAAAUAAAUGUAAAAAGUUUGAACUAUAAAUCUCUAGGAAUAAUAGGCCAAUUUGGAUUAAAAAAGUUGAAAAUAAAAAAAGAUGGGGGUGAGAAAAGUUUGGCCUCGGUUUUACCCAACUUUGGACGGUGGAGGUGAUAGUGAUGGUGAAAAAGUUUUUCAACGUGUUGACGAAAGUUGUCAAGAUUGUGGUGUAAAGGUGAGAGAAGGUAAAAGUGGAUUGCCGAGGAUGUGCUUCGUGACAAUUAGUGUACUUGUGAUCCUGUUAAGCCAUCCGCGGAGUUCGAUGGCCCUCACAAACAAGGGUGGGGAAAUAAGAGUGAAUGUCAUAGUGCCUAAGGAAGCUGAUGUUGGCACAUCGAUAAAUUUAAGAUGUGAGUGGAGCCUCGCCAAAGGGGAUACUCUCUACUCCGUAAAAUGGUACAAGGACGACCACGAGUUCUUUCGAUACGUUCCAGACCAGCAGCCGAGGAUUCAGACUUUUCCAUUAAAUGGGAUCUACCUCGAUGAGACGGACAAAACGGAAAACUCGAUCCGCUUGAAAGUCACACGCGGAAGUUCUGGCCAAUACAAGUGUGAGGUAUCCACCGAGGCGCCAAAUUUUGCUACGACCUAUCGCAAGGCAAACCUCACUGUCAUUGCCCCUCCAGGCGGGAAUCCAGUAAUUGUUGGACUAAUUGGUGAAUAUACAAUUGGUGAAAAUAUCACUGCUAAUUGUACAGCAUAUCCAUCGAUACCUAAAGCCAAAAUGCACUGGACCAUUAAUGGAGAAACGGUAACUCUGGAAAAUACGGUGGUUCUUCCACCCAUGGAACCAACAGGACCGUACCACGCACUUCCUAAUACCAUCGGUUUGAGAAUACAAGCAGACACAAAGCAACACGAUCGUGGUCGUAGUGAAUUAAAGAUUGUGUGCAUAGCAAAAGUCGGUUCCAAGAACUAUGAGACGACAAAGAGUGUCACGGUGUAUCAAUUAGAUAACCAGAGACACAGUGCCAGUGAUCUCCGUGGAGGGUCUUGUUUCAUCCAUGGAAACAUACUUUCUGUUAUUCUUUCUCUUUUUUUGGCGAUACUUUCGACGUGACCUGUACGCGAAGGCAAUACCAUCUGUCGAUUUAAUUUCUAGCUGCGUGAUAUCGGUGCUAAUACUCGUUCACGUAUGUUCAGUGUCAGUGGUCCG